This is a messenger RNA of Didymodactylos carnosus, 537 nucleotides long. NCBI's taxonomy places the organism in Eukaryota, Metazoa, Rotifera, Eurotatoria, Philodinida, Philodinidae. The record is from the annotation of a GenBank genome assembly.
AUGGCUUAUCAAUUCGCGGCUUUUACACCCAAUGAUCCUCGUUUGGCACGCUUGCAACCGAUCAUUGCACGUUAUGAAAUGAGCCCAGAAGUUGCUGCACGUCUUCGAACAUUAGAAAAUUGUGAAAUUGUCAUUCUUGUUGAUGAUUCUGGCAGUAUGAAUAUGCCAUUACAAGGGUCGAAUCAAACCCGUUGGGAUGAAAUUGCUCCAACUGAUGAACAAGGAAAUGUCGGUAUUGGUCAAUUGGAAUCGGUUUUACGCAAUGAACGUACACCACAAACCUAUGUAAGCUUUUUGACUUGCACGAAUAAUCUUGAUGAUGUCAAAUAUUUGUCCAAUUGGGAUAAGAAUAUACCUAAUGUUGAUGUUCUUGAUGAUUAUCGUUCUGAACGAGCGGAAGUUCAGCGUGUUCGUGGAAACAAUUUUUCAUUUUCAUAUGGAGACUAUAUUGCCAAGGCUAUCCUUGGUCCUGUCGAUCCAUGGUUAGUAUCUUCUUGUGAAAUGAAUCAUCAUCAUUAUUUUUGUUCUUUUGGUUGA